GUAACCGCAAGUGCAACUGCAUCGGAUAGUAUACAUCGAUCGCGUUUGUAUCGAAGAAACCAAAGCGAUGAGGAGGUGCGAAGCAGGUGCGAUAAUCGCCUUCGUUAUCUUGAUGCAAGGCCCCGUCGAGGGAAUGUCCUUCAACAUCCUGAGGGCCAUCUUAUCACCGCCGGUCCCACGAAUUACUCGCGUCAGAAACGCGUCUCCUCGAGAGCUCAGGCUGAAGAAUUCCUUAGCGGUCUCUGACUUUCUGGGAUUGGUUAAGCAGUAUCAUUAUCCAGCCGAGGAGCACAACGUGACGACCAUAGAUGGCUACAAUCUAAGAUUCCAUAGAAUUCCUGGUAGUGCACGUUCAUCUCUAGUCGAAAAGAAGCCCGUAGUUUUCGUCCAGCAUGGCAUCUCGGCGUCGUCUGACAGUUGGGUUUUAAUGGGCCCUGGAAGGGAUUUAGUAUUUUUACUCGCAGACGCUGGCUACGACGUGUGGGUCGGCAACUUUCGAGGCAAUUCAUACUCAAGAUCUCACGUCGUUCUGAGUCCCGAAGAUCCGAAAUUUUGGCAAUUCAGUUUCCACGAAAUGGCGUACUACGAUCUUCCCGCCAUGAUAGACUACGCUCUCGAUCAUACCGGCCAAAAGAGUCUGAUCUACAUCGGACACUCCAUGGGCACGACCACCAGCUAUAUUCUGCUCUCGGAAAGACCGGAGUACAACAAUCGAUUGCGAUUGGUUGUCAGUUUCGCGCCAGUUGCUUACUGGAAGCACGGACGUACGGGAAUCCAAAAAUUGUUAGUGGAUAAUGGUGAUUUCAUCGAGCAAACGCUUCGUAACCAGGGAAUUCACGAACUAUAUCCGCAAAGCACUCUCAUCACACAACUGCUAAACUCACUGUGCAACGAAAAUGCUGCUACCCACAAAGUUUGCUUAAACGUAUACUUUAGGGUUUUUGGAUCAGAUCCCGAGCAGUUCAACACUACUCUCAUUCCGUACCUGGUGAGCUACUUUCCUGCCGGGAUGUCGCUCAAGACGCUGGCGCACUACUAUCAACACUUAUCUAGUGGUCAAUUUAGGCAGUACGAUUACGGCUACGUCGAGAAUUUCGGACGUUACCAGCAGGCCGAACCACCGGCUUACGACGUCUCCAAGAUAACAGCACCAGUUGCUCUCUUUUACGGCAGGAACGACCCCCUUUCCCGUGAAGUGGACGUUGUGGAACUGAAGAAAAGGUUGACGAACGUUGUAGCUUCGGUCGCAAUAUCUUAUCCAGCGUUCAAUCACGUUGACUUCGUAUGGGCCACCGACGCCAAACGUCUUCUGUACGACGAUACCAUAGAAUUAAUUCACCAAUACAAAUAAAAUAGGUUUCCAUUUCACGCUGCGGAUUCCCGUGGUUUCAUCACAAGUUGGACCAUAUUCUUGUAUCAACAAUAAUUAUGUCAUGACUACAUAUAAGCUUUCUGCAUCGGUUCGAAUAGGUCGCUAUUUUAAUUUUAAUUUCUCAUCGUUUAACGUGGGAACAUUCCACUUUUCUUUAAGAGAUAAAAUACUUGUAAAUUAUUAAAUAUUUUUGAAAACCAA
Messenger RNA from Neodiprion fabricii, 1573 nucleotides. RefSeq names its product lipase 3-like. Lineage: Eukaryota; Metazoa; Arthropoda; Insecta; Hymenoptera; Diprionidae. The transcript has 8 exons. The record is from RefSeq and is a predicted model, not a curated record. Bases 68 to 1351 code for a protein of 427 amino acids. Gene Ontology annotation, molecular function: hydrolase activity, acting on ester bonds.